AGAAUCUGUUCAUUUGGAAUACAAACGCAUGUCGCGCAUCGCAUAAAUCAGAAAAGGUGAAAAGUUCAUUUUUUUCUUAUGCAGUAGCCUGGCGCAGUCGCUUUCUGCCAAACCAUCGUAUUGUUUGUUAAUAUAAAACGGCAAAGCAAUAUUCGAUACUUUAUUGUGGCACAUUCAAAAAACCGUUUUAUAAUUUCGAGUCAUGAAAAACCCAAUAAUUUUGUGUUCUCGUUGCUACUCAACUAAGUUGCAACUUCCUAAGUGCAAUGUUAAAGCACCAGUUUACAAGGGCAUGUCCUAUGAAGAAAUGGUCAGCAUACGGAAACGGAAUCUUAAUCCAACCCUGUCUACGCUGUAUAGAAAGCCUUUAGCCUUUUAUAAGGGUUCCAAGCAAUGGCUCUUCGAUUUAGAUGGAAAUAGGUACCUUGAUAUGUUUGGUGGUAUUAGUACCAUUUCAGUAGGACAUUGUCAUCCAAAGAUCACAAAAGUACUAACUGAACAAAGCGAUACUUUGGGUCAUGUCUCCAAUGUGUAUUUCCACGAAAAGAUCCAUGAGUAUGCAAAACGCUUGGCGGAUACUAUGCCUGGAAAUCUAAAGUGUGUGUAUUUCGUGAAUAGCGGAUCAGAGGCGAACGAUCUAGCUUUGCUGAUGGCAAGAGCACACACUGGUAAAUAUGAUAUUUUUUCUUUGAAAAAUUGUUAUCAUGGAAUGACGUACCAAGUGAUGGAGAUGACGUCGUUGAGUACUUAUAGGUUCUCUGUACCUGGAUCUCCUGGAAUUUAUAAGACAACUGUCCCUGACGUUUACAAAGGAGUUUGGGGUGGAAGCAAAUGUCGAGACAGUCCUGUACAAGCUAAUAGGAAAUGCUCUUGUAUGGGCAUUUGUGAGGCUGGUAUAAAAUAUAUUGAGGAAUUCAAGUCCGACUUAAAUUGUAUGGUCUCUAAAAAUAACUUGGCUGGAUUCUGGGCAGAGACCAUCCAAGGAGUUGGAGGUAUCGUUCAAUUUCCGAAGAAUUAUAUCAAGGGAGUUUAUGAAGUUGUUAAACAAAACGGUGGGCUAUUCGUAGCGGACGAGGUUCAAGCAGGAUUUGGAAGAACUGGCGACCAUUUCUGGGGGUUUGAAAUGCACGGCAUCACGCCAGACAUAGUGACGAUGGCCAAAGGUAUUGGAAAUGGUUUUCCUCUGGCAGCUGUUGUUACUACACCAGAGAUAGCUCAAGGCUUAGGUAAAGCUACACAUUUCAACACUUUUGGAGGUAACCCUUUGGCAUGUGCAGUUGGGAUUGCAGUAUUAGAUAUAAUAGAGGAAGAAAAACUCCAAGAAAACGCUAAGAUUGUGGGAACAGAUUUGAUAUUGGAUUUAGCAAAAUUACGGGAUAAAUAUGAAAUAAUAGGAGAUGUGAGAGGCAAAGGGCUGAUGAUUGGAAUAGAAUUGGUAGAGGACAAAACAUCCAAAAAACCACUUAGUCCUGAGCGAUGUAUGGAUAUAUUGGAGAAAUGCAAAGAGUUAGGAUUAGUCGUUGGGAAAGGAGGCUCGUAUGGAAACAUUCUACGUUUGUCACCUCCCAUGUGCAUUACCAAGGAAGAUGCUACAUUCACGGUAGAAGUAUUGGAUAAGGCCAUAUCGGAAAUUGCUUAAGUUAGACUGUUAAAAGCCAAUAUUAUUUCGUACAAAAAUAGUUUAUUACAAAAUAUAUUAUUUAAAAUCACAUUUAUGGUAACACGUUAUUUAAAAGUUUUAUAAGUACGUUUUACACUCUCCCUGACUAUCCACGCACCACUUCGGUGUCAGCGCUUCAGCUUGAAUCCCUAGAUCGACAAGUCUUUUUCGAUGAGCGAAAAAUCUAAACUGUGCGAAUUCUGCUGUGCUUCUUGGGUUUGACCACAGUCUUUCUGCAGCAGCUGCUGCUCUUGGCCAUACUUUGGAAUCAAUAUUGUUGUCGUCUACCAGUUCUCCCCACAUGCAUACCUACAAAAAAAAAAACGGGGUACAUGAACCGACAACAUUUCUUGGGUAAUUGAGGACACUGUUUGAUGAUUUUUAGCGAAAAUCGUAAUGUUCUAAGGGCUCUACGGUUACCGAAGUAUAUU
Molecule: messenger RNA, 2091 nt
Organism: Acanthoscelides obtectus
Lineage: Eukaryota; Metazoa; Arthropoda; Insecta; Coleoptera; Chrysomelidae
Source: the annotation of a GenBank genome assembly